GCAUCGGAGCUUUCAAUUGGAAGAGACGGAUUGUCUGGUGCUUUUUCUGUGGAGAUGUGACGUGGAACAUCUUGGGUGUAUGCCGAGGGUGAACGGAAGUUUGAACGCAAGCAGAAUUGCCGAGACAUCUCCGGCCCACCUUCUUGCAUCGAGAAGUGCUUUGACGUGGCAAUCACACACAUAGCACGAGGCGCUCAAAUAAAGGCUAACCAUUGUUUAGGAAGAUUCCUAUUGCGCUCGCAGAGCAUGUUGAGAAGAAUAACCUUCAGGGCAAGCUCAAGUACAACCUGUUUGUUGGUGCGUCGUCUGGCGCCGAGACCGAGAAUCGAUGGGCGAGAAACAACAUGAUCAACCGCCGAUCGCCACACCAAGUCGGCAAAGAUAUCGCCAAGGGUAUUAACAAUGGCCAGAUCAAGUUCUGGGAUAAGCAUUUGAGUAUGUUCCCCGUGGACUUGAUGUACGGAUUCUACACCCUCGACAAGCCACAAAACCGUUUGGAUGUUACUAUCGUAGAGGCAUCCGCGAUCACAGAAGAUGGUGGCAUCAUUCCCGGUGCCUCAGUGGGCGCAACACCAGAGCUUGUGCAGAUGGCCGACAAGAUUAUCAUUGAAGUCAACACAGCUAGCCCCAACUACGAGGGGCUUCACGACAUCACAAUGACAGAUUUGCCGCCUAACCGAAAGCCAUACCUCGUCAUGUCCCCCGAGGAUCGCAUCGGUACCCCUUACGUUCCGGUCGACCCUGAGAGGGUCGUUGCCAUCGUUGAGAGUGACUACGCCGAUCAGACCCAGCCCAACACACCCGCGGACGAAACUUCCAAAGCCAUUGCUGGUAAUUUGAUCGAAUUCUUGGAGCACGAGGUCAGCAAAGGACGACUUCCUAAGAACCUUCUCCCCCUCCAGUCCGGUAUUGGCAAUAUUGCCAACGCAGUCAUUGAGGGCCUUGCUACAGGAGGCGCCAACUUCAAGAACUUGAAGGUCUGGACCGAGGUCUUGCAGGACUCUUUCCUCGACUUGUUCGACUCCGGCAACCUUGACUUUGCUACGGCUACUUCGAUCCGUUUCUCGCCUGAAGGAUUCGAACGUUUCUACAAGGGCUGGGAGAACUACGUACCUAAGCUCCUGCUUCGCUCGCAGCAGGUCUCGAACUCUCCUGAGAUCAUCCGUCGUCUCGGUGUGAUUGGCAUGAAUACCCCCGUCGAAGUCGACAUUUACGCCCACGCCAACUCCACAUGCGUCAUGGGCUCUCGCAUCCUGAACGGUCUCGGUGGCUCCGCCGACUUCCUGCGCUCCGCGAAAUACUCCAUCAUGCACACUCCUUCCACUCGCCCAUCGAAGACCGACCCCACCGGCGUGUCUUGCAUCGUGCCUAAGGUUACCCACGUCGACCAGACCGAGCAUGACCUCGACGUCGUCGUCACCGAGCAGGGCCUCGCCGAUGUCCGUGGCAUGUCUCCCCGUGAGCGCGCUAGGGUCAUCAUUAACAAGUGCGCGCACCCUGACUACCAGCCAAUUCUCCAGGACUACUUCGACAAGGCUGAGUUUGAGUGUCUGAGGAAGGGAUGGGGUCACCAACCGCAUCUGUUGUGGAAUGCGUAUGAUAUGCACAAGCACUUGAACGAGCACGGCACCAUGAAGUUGCCCAAGUGGGACUACUAGAGUGCUAUCAAUGUUAGAGCGUGCCAUUUAAUAAGAUGUUAAUCAAUUUACUGGGAACUUCCAGCUAGCAUUAAGAUUUUGGAUUACACGGUGAAUGUUUUCUAAUCACACGAGAAAUUGAACACUUGUGCAUUUGCCAAAUGAAGGACCACUU
Molecule: messenger RNA, 1812 nt
Organism: Boeremia exigua
Lineage: Eukaryota; Fungi; Ascomycota; Dothideomycetes; Pleosporales; Didymellaceae
Product: acetyl-CoA hydrolase
Exons: 2
Coding region: 345-1658 (437 amino acids)
Biological process (GO): acetate metabolic process
Cellular component (GO): mitochondrion
Molecular function (GO): acetate CoA-transferase activity; acetyl-CoA hydrolase activity
Source: RefSeq, a predicted model, not a curated record